This is a messenger RNA of Aethina tumida (small hive beetle), 1299 nucleotides long. RefSeq names its product peptidyl-prolyl cis-trans isomerase FKBP35-like. The record is from RefSeq and is a predicted model, not a curated record. The transcript has 2 exons. Bases 51 to 974 code for a protein of 307 amino acids. NCBI's taxonomy places the organism in Eukaryota, Metazoa, Arthropoda, Insecta, Coleoptera, Nitidulidae. Gene Ontology annotation, molecular function: peptidyl-prolyl cis-trans isomerase activity; protein binding.
UCUAAAGUAACCUUCAAUAUUGCUCAAUUUUACAAGUUAAGUAAAACAUCAUGGGCAAUGUGUUAGCUUUUUUCAAUAAGAUACGCCAUCAGAAAGAUACCAAAGGAUCCAAUGGAUGGAUUGAUUUGCUAGGUUGUGGGGGCAUACUGAAGAAAGUCAUAAAAGAGGGCCAGCCUAAUACGAAGCCUGAAGACAUGCAGGUAUGUAGAAUUCUGUGUGCGAUGUUCCUGGAUAACGGCACCAAAGUGCACAAAUUAGAAAGGCAAAAAAUAUACAUAGGAGACCUUUCCGAAAUUCCUGGGUUGGACUUUGCCGUCGCCUCCAUGAAUAUACACGAACGUUGUUUGCUGAAGCUAACCCCCAAAUUUGGCUACGGUUCGAAGGGAUUACCCGGUGUGGUGCCCGAAAAUGCCAAUUUGGUGUGCGACGUCAUUUUAAGGAAGGUGGGACCAAAAGUCAAUAUGCAUGAUAUAUCUUCUGCUAGAUUGUUAUUUCUGUGGAUAAAGAAGCGUAAGUACGGCAAUUUCUGGUACAAACAGGGCGAAUAUGAUUUGGCCGGCCAGUGUUACGUGCGCGCCAUGAAAUAUCUGGAAUGUGUCAAGUUGGAGCCGAAGCAGAUGCUACAGAAUAAGACGUUGUAUGACCUGGCAUCCGCACAGGCCAUGAUGGGGUCUUACAACACGGCAAUCGAAGUGAUUGAUACGAUUCUGAGCCGCAAUCCUAACAACGUUAAAGCGUUGGUGAAGAAAGCGCGGAUCUACAAAGUCAUUGGUGAUUAUAGGUCUGCUUUAAACUUAUUGUGGAAGGCCAAGGACAUUGCACCUCACAAGAGGAAGGUCAGAAAAGAAAUAAAUAAUAUUUAUAACAUCAUAGAGAGAAAGAAACUUCAAAAAGCCGUCAAAGAAAUAUUAGCAAUUGCUGCAAGCGUGGUUGCAUAUAAAAUCUCGCGCUACUAUAAGACCGAUCGCUAUUAAAUGAACAAGUUAAGAUGAAUAUUCCCAACGGACAAAUGAUUAUUAAAUGGAAUUGUGAUCAAAUAAGUAUUGAAAAUGUAUUGUUAAAACUUAUUCUUGACAAGCAUAAUUUUUCAUUUGCUAGAUAAAUUUUGAGACUCCAAUAAGAUGUUGGUGUCUUGUAGUAUGUCCUGUUAUCAAUUAUAUUAAAUGCUUUAUUUAAAAUUAUGUCAAAUUGAUAUGUCUGUAAAAUUUUAACUUCUUAAUAAAUAAGUUAUAUGGCUAAUUUACUAAUUGUAAACAAAUUUUAGUUUGUUAUUCACUUAAUAAACAUAAUAUAAUGAUA